Ictidomys tridecemlineatus (thirteen-lined ground squirrel) is the source of this 6723-nucleotide messenger RNA. The record is from RefSeq and is a predicted model, not a curated record. Lineage: Eukaryota; Metazoa; Chordata; Mammalia; Rodentia; Sciuridae.
UGCUCUGACGAGGUUGCACUACUGUGCUCUGAGAAGCAGUGCAAUGAUAUUGUCAAAGCAUUUGGGACCAGAACUGGGAAUGCCCCUCAUCCACAACCUCUUCUUUCCUUUUCCUCCAGACAGAUUCCUUAGUCCUGCAGGCCCUCCCCUCCCCCCUGCCCAGUUUGCUCCCUUCUCCAUGGAAACUUGAGAGUCUAGGCAGGCCUGGGCCUCUAGGGUCAGAGGGCACACUUCCCCCAGGCAGAGAGCCCCACCCAAAUGGGCCUGCAUUUCAGGUUUCAGAUCUCACCCAUUACCACCACUAAGAAAGCCAGGCCUACCCGACACUCUUUCCCUGUUGCACUACUAUGGGCCACUGGGAAGCAGUGCAAUGAUGAAAGGGCAUCGGUCAGGUCUGCUCACUGCUCAUAGCACUUGGGGAGAAGAGUAUUUGCUGCCUUACUCAACUUCUCAAUUGAGAAAGCUGAGGUACUCAAAGGGUAAGUGUUUGGACUAAUUAAGCAAGGGUUUAGAAUUGGACUGAACCAUCCAUCAAAGAGAUGAUCUGGUGGGUGGGUCCUUGGGAUCAUCCCUCAAGCUGUCCAUCCUGAUCAUGCUGGACAAGUGCAAAGAGCCUUCAGAUUCAGAAAGGCUCUUGGUUGAAGAUCUUUCCACUUUGCCUCCCCAGGUAAGUUUGGGACUCCAGGAGCUUGUGGAGAAAUAGAAAUCCUUUGCAUGCCUGGCUUAGACCCAGAUCAACCAUGGACAUGUUGGGGUAAAAGGGACCUAGCCUUCCCUGAAUGUUUGAAGAGGAUGAGGCUCAGAAAGAAAUGUUCUUUUGGGUGGGGUUUGGGAAUGAGGGUGAGAUAGGCCUUCUAGGAGAAAGCCUUCACACCAGAGCAUCAGCAGGAGUGGGACAAUCUUAGAUGGGUGGACUUGGGAUAAAGAAACGUGCUGGUGAGGCCCAUCAACAGUGCCAGCUUGUUCUUUUAUAGGGAAAUAUUCCCUGAUCCUGCAGAAGGGGCUGUGAGGUGUCUCACAUGUCUGCCUUCCCAGCUGGAAUAGGGGACCUGAAGUUAAAUUUCCAAGGAGCCUUAUUCUAAGUGUGCUUGCAGGGCCACCUCUACCUGACACAAUGUGCCCUUUAAUACUAGCCUGACUCCUAGAAAGGAGGCUCAGGUCUCCAGAUGGACUUUUGGGAGUAACCUUCUCCCAGCAGAGAAUACUAGAACACUGCCUUUAAUCCUGUCCUGGGGAGUAAAAGCCCUGGCAUCCAUGGUGGGAAUGAGGAGAAAUGACAAAUGCUUCUCUUGACUCCUAGUCCUGACCCCUUGGGAUUUCUUGAUCUCGUGGUUACCUGACUCAGGCCCAUUCUCCCUUCUAGCUUCUAGGGGCCAUUGCUGGGAAGUGGCCACCCCUCAUUCAUGUGCAGAUUCUAUACCUACUGCUGAAGCAGCUAUCUCCUGCUCUUGCUGGAGGAAGGUUUUUGAACUCAGGGCUAGCAUUAUCUCCUUGGGAAAACCUUCCCUGGAAUAUGCUUCUAGCAGUGCCUUUGGAUCACAAUUUUUCUCCAGUGGCUGAAGUCCCUAAUAGGGGCCUGGGAGCCUAUGAAGUCAGAGACCAUAUGUUGUUUUCAUUUGUGAAAUCUUUCUUGGUAAUAUCUGGUACAGAGGAGGGGCCCAGUAUGUUUUUUAAAAACACUAAUAGGGAAAAGGAUGUAGCUCAGUGAUAGUGCCUUGCGUGCACAAGGCUCUAGUUUUUAUCUCUAGCACCAGAAAUGAACAAACAAGCGAAAACAAAGUGUGAAGCAUGGUUAUUAGCAUAAUGUGGUAGGAGUAAUCAAAGGUCUUUUUGAACUUCAAAGGGUGCUUGUCCUGUUUGAAAAUAGGCAUAUAUUUAAAAAUAAAGAUUCAUUUUGUAAGUCACAUGGGGGCAGGAAGCAGGAAAGAGACUCGAAUUCAGGUAUAUCUGACUGAGUUUCUGCCUGAACCAUUAGGCAAGAUGCACAAAAUAGACCCUGUUCCUCCUUGAUUGUCUCCAUCUUGCUCUCUGACCUACAAGCUGGAGGAAAUGCCUACUACCUCCUAUGCUGGAGAGAGCUGGAAUUAGAGGGCUGGUGGUUUGGCUAUUAGGAGACAAAUCUGUUUUGAAUUCUCAGAUAUACUCCAUUGAAUCUCAGGGCUGAUGGAAGGGUUUUCCGGAGGGCACUACCUCUCUUUAGUGGCUGGAAUGGAUGGUGAGGGCAACUACUGCCCAGAUAAGGGAGGGAGGAGAAAGGCAAGUUUCAGGGGGAAGAAGUUAUUUGCCAAUCUGGAUGUGUUCCAUGUGAGAUGCCCAAGAAUUGUCCCUAGCAGACAUUUGGAUAUGGGUUUGGAAUUCAAGGGAGGUUGAGCCUGAAACAAAGUUUUGGGUUAAGUCAAUUCUGGGUUCUUGAACAGCAUCAAGAACUGUUAAAGACUGUAAGGUGAAGAAAGGGUCUUUGGAAAUACAUCAGAGGGUCAGGAGGAAAGACACCGAGAAGGGGCCAGAAUGCAGGCAACUAGAAUGAUAGAGCAAAGAAGUGAUCCUGAAGAGGGUAAGAUCCGGGAGGUGUGUGUAUGAUGCUGGAGAGUAGGGCAGGAAAGGAAUAGGAUGAAAAAUCCAAAGCUGGAGGAGUCAGGGGCAGAGUGAAAUCCUAUGGGCAUUGCCUUUGUGAAGGCGAAGCAGGCAGGGUACUUGUCCAAGUGAAGAAGCACAGGGAUAGAGAAGGGACUGGAAGCUGGGAGAGGGGUUUGGGGCCUUAAAGAAGUGGCAAGAUUUAGGGAGAUGCCCAUGUCCUCUGGAUGGGCAGGGACCAAGUGGAGAUCAAAGGACUGAUAGCUCCCAGAAUGGGACUAUUAACCACGCAGCUACCUUGGCCACGUGGAAGAUGUGACAGCGCAUGCCCAGAGGGUUGGGCAUUGUCACGUGUGACAGUCACAGGGGAUUUGGCCCCUCCCCUUGCCUCCCCGCUGAUUUAUUGGGGGGUGGGUCAGGGGAGGGGGCUGCGGCUGUCAGAGAGGGAACAGGGAACUUGCACCGCAGCUGGAGGGGAGAGUGGGUGCGGCCCGUAAGGGGACCCCUCUGCCUUUGGUGAUCUCAGCCCUGGUCCUAGGGAGGGGUCCUCUCACCUCGCCUCCGGGCGGUUUGGGUAUCCAGCCGCCCUGGCCCCAACGACCGCUAAGUUCCCAGGCAGUUCGGCUCCACCACCAGCAGCCGGUUUAGGAUGGAGGUCCUGGAUGAGUUUGACAGUGAAUUUCCCCAGAGUGUGACCUUUUGCCAGCUCAUUUCGGAGGAGGACUUUGAGAGACAGGCAGCAACCUACACAGAACGCUCUCUGCGCCGCCUCUUCCGCACUCUUGACCGCAAUCCAGCCCUGGCGGAGAGGGUCGUGCGCAAGGGCAAGCAGACCGAAUGCGAGCAGCGCGGGCUCCUUUCCUUUAUCUGGGCGAAGUUCAUCUGUGCUGUCCAGGGAGAACUGAACCAGUGUAACAGCAUGGGCACCCUAGAGAUGCACCAGCGCCUGGAGCAGUUGAAAAGGAGCAUCCAUCGAGUGCACCUGUACUCCCAGGAUGCCAAGAAGAGGAAAAGGAAGCCCAAACUGAAGAAACCAGAACCCAUCCUCUUACGGGACCGGUCAACCUCCCCAUGCCUGCCACCAACCCCGCUGCCACCACCUGCUACCACCAUGGCCUCUGUACUGGCCCCAUCACCCCCUGUAUAUACUAUGCCCAGGGUCUUUGGCCCUUUCUCUCCGCUGCCCAGCAAGUCGAUGGAGAAAUUGAACAUUUCAAGGUCUGAAGUGAAAUUAAACUGGAAUGGCUUGUCCUCAAACCCAAAGAGCCACAUGGUUGAUCUGACCCCCUUGGUUCUCAAUCCCGGAGGCUUCCAUUUCUCAUACUUGGCUGGAAACAGUGCGCAUAAGCUUCACUGCCCUGGCUUCCCCUGGGGAAAUUACAGCACUCCUAAGAUGCCACCCCCAGUUCUCUACCUACCAGCUAUAAGCAAGUACUAAUCUACUUCUGUGUAGAUCUGGAUAUUUCAUAUCAAUGGAAUCUUAUAUAUGGCUUUUUGUAUCUGGGUGCUUCCACUCAGUAUAAUGUUUUCAUGGUGUGACUGUUGUAGCAAUGUUAAUACCUUCUUUUGAUGAUUGAAUAAUGUUCCAUUGUAUUAUUAUUGAGCCAUUCAUCAGUUGAUAGGAAUUAGACUUUUUAACAUUUUUGACUGCUGGAAACAAUGAUGUUACAAACAUUUGUGUACAAAUUUUCGUGAGGGCAUAGUUUUUAGUUUUUUGGGGUAUACUCCUAGGAGUGGGAUUGCUGGGCCAACUAAACUUUUUCCAUAGUGGCUGCCUCAUUUUAUAAUCCCACUAGUAAUGUAUGAAGUUUCCAAUUUCUCCACCUCUUGCCCAAUAUUUAUUUAUUGUUACGUUUUCUUUCUUUUUCUUAAAGAUGGAGUCUCCCUAUGUUGCCCAGGCUGGUCUUGAACUCCUGGGCUCAAGCAGUCCUCCCAAGUUAGCCUCUUAAGUAGUUAGGACUAUAGAUGCCUACUAUAUAUAUGCAACACAACUUAAUUGUCUUUUUUAAUACAACCAUCUCAAUGGGUAUGAGGUGAAGUGUUUCUCACUGUGGGUUUGAUUUGCAUCUCCCUGAUGACUAAUGUUGUUGAGGCAUUUUCCUGUACUUAUUGGUUAUUUGUAUAUCUUUGGAGAAGUGUUUAUUAAGAUUCUUUGCCCAUUUCUAAAUAUUGGGUUGUUGCUGGGUGCGGUGGCACAUGCCUGCAAUCCCACAAUUUGGGAGGCUGAGACAAGAGGCUCCCAAGUGGCUCCCAAGUUCAAAACCACCUUAAGAACUUAUCAAGACCCUGUCUCAAAUUUUUUAAAAAAAGGGGGACAAAGGAUGUGGCUCAAUGGUUAAGCCCCUCUGGGUUCAAUCCCCAUUAUGGGUAAGGGGGCUGAGGAGACAACCCAAUAUUUAUAAAUACAAUUUUUUUUUUUGGUAGUACUGGGGAUUGAACCCAGGUGCACUCUACCACUGAGCUAUACCCGCAGCCCUUUUUAAUUUUUUGAGACAGGGUCUCAUUAAGUUGUCCAUACUGGCCUCAAAUUUGCCAGUAGCUGGAAUUACAGGUGUGUGCCCCUGUACCUGGCUAGGCUUAGUUCUCUUGAAAGAAAGUCUUUUCAAAACAUAAUCAGAAAACAGAAAUUCCUGAACUCUUUCACCCAGUAUUUUCAAAUCUGGAAACUUCUUCCAGGGAAAUAAAAUAGAAAAGAAAAAAGCCAUUUGUUUAAAAAUAUUUAUGUCAACAUCAGUUAAAAAGAGGACAUAUGGAAAUAGCUCAAAUAUGUAUUUAUAUAACUAUGGAAUGUUAUAUGGCUGUUAAAAUUAUAAAUAUGAUUAAACAUGUUUCUGUAUAUUCAUGAAUUAUAGUUAAAUGCAAGAAAUAGACAAGUUGGGGGAAGGAUGCGAAGGUGACUGCUGGGUGACAGAAGGGUUUUUUGCAAUGUUACAAAACAAAAUUUCAAAAUGAAGCACUGACCAUCAUUAGGUCUUCAGAGUGAAGUCACAGAGCAGGACUAUGAUCAUCUUUUUCUAGUCUUUUCUAGGCAUAGUUUUAUCUAUAUGUGAUUCAUUAAAAAAAAAUCUUGCCUCUGUCACUUAAUAUGUUACAAUCCUGGCAGUUGAAUGCUUCUGGACUGUUUUAUUUUUUUUUUUUUAGUUGUAAAUGGAUCUUUUAUUUUAUUUAUUUAUAUGCAGUGCUGAGGAUCGAACCCAGGGCCUCACACAUGCCAGGCAGGUGCUAUACCACUGAGCCACAACUCCAGCCCCUUCUGGACUGUUUUAAACACAAGCAUCAUUGAUUGGGGCAAUAGCCAUCCAGUGUAUGUAGUACCUUCACUAUUUAAUUCCACUGGGAGAUACAAGACUAACUUCUAGUUUUCCACUAGUGUAUUCAGGGCUGGCAUUAAAGUUGUUAUAUACCAAGCUGUUUCUGAAUUUCAGAUGAACCCCCUAAAAUAUAAUUACAAGGGAAAGGGUAUGGAAAUUAAUAAGAAAGCUAUUUGUUUUUAGAAUCUAAAGGCAAUAGGUUUACUUGCAGACAAUAUGAAACCCACACAGAAAAGACUCACCAGAUCCCCUCCUAUUCCUAACUCCAGAAAUAACAACCAUUAUAUUUCUGUUUUAGUCAAGGCUUCUUUUCAUGGACAUGUGUGUAUGUGCACAUGUUAUCGUUUUCUGUAUAACUGAGAUUGGGAGUGUUCUGUUAGGCAGUUCUGUAGACAAUAUUAGCAUAUUAGUUUCUUCCGACAACAUUAAAAAUAUCUUUAGGUUCACCAAUAAUAAUGCAAAAUACUCCAUGGUAUGAAUAGAACAUCAGAACAUCAUUUACUCAACUGUUUUUGUGUGUGGAAAUAUUGCACUGAUGUGGCUAUCUUCUAGGCUCUUGGUACAUCUUACUUUCUGAGUGAGUUAUGAUACUACGGUGUCAUCACCAAAAUAUGGGUUAUUUUUAAUUGGUUUUUUAAAAUUUAAGGGGUAAAGGUGUAGCUCAGUGGUAGAGUGCUUGCCUAGCAUGUGGAAGGCCCUGGAUUUAAUUCCUAGUACCUAAAACAAUAAGUAUAAAAAGCUGGGUGCAGGGCUGGGGAUGUGGCUCAAGCGGUAGUGCGCUCGCCUGGCAUGCGUGCGGCCCAGGUUCGAUCCUCAGCACCACAUACAAAGAUGUUGU